This is a messenger RNA of Huiozyma naganishii CBS 8797, 1560 nucleotides long. It is a transcript of the gene ALD5, whose product is annotated as aldehyde dehydrogenase (NAD(P)(+)) ALD5. The transcript has a single exon. NCBI's taxonomy places the organism in Eukaryota, Fungi, Ascomycota, Saccharomycetes, Saccharomycetales, Saccharomycetaceae. The coding region runs from base 1 to 1560 and encodes 519 amino acids. Gene Ontology annotation, molecular function: aldehyde dehydrogenase (NAD+) activity. The record is from RefSeq and is a predicted model, not a curated record.
AUGAUGUUUUCUACCACCAAAAGCACCAGUGCUCUCCUUUCCAAGAGGGUGUUGCGCUUGUACUCAUCCGUUUCGAACUCUCUUUUCAAAGAUGUGACGCUUCCUACUGGGAGGGUGUACAAGCAGCCAACAGGACUGUUCAUCAACGGUCAAUUCGUGCCAUCUCAAACAGGUAAGACUUUUGAGGUCAUCGACCCCUCCACUGAGAAAAAAAUUGUGGAUGUCAGUAAAGCAGGUGUCGAGGACGUGGACACUGCCGUUAAACACGCUAAGGCCGCUUUUGAAAAAUGGUCCCAAGAGGACCCAGAGACUCGCGCAAGAGCUCUGUUCAAACUGGCUGACUUGGUAGAGGAGAAUGCGGAACUGCUAUCAGAAAUUGAGACUAUGGACAAUGGUAAAUCUCUAAUGUGUGCCCGAGGUGAUGUGGCCCUCGUUUCCAAAUACCUGAGAUCGUGCGGUGGAUGGGCCGAUAAGCUAUUCGGGAAAGUCAUUGACACGGGUAAGGACCAUUUCGCUUACUCCAGAAGAGAACCACUCGGCGUCUGUGGCCAAAUCAUCCCAUGGAAUUUUCCUCUACUAAUGUGGUCUUGGAAAAUUGGGCCUGCUUUAGCCACUGGGAAUGCCGUAGUCUUGAAGCCCGCUGAAACGACUCCAUUAUCUGCGUUGUUUGCAUCCAGCUUAUGUGCCAAGGCCGGUAUCCCAGCAGGUGUUGUCAACAUCGUGCCAGGUUCGGGCAGAGUUAUCGGUGAGAGAUUGUGUACUCACCCUGACAUCAAGAAAAUUGCAUUCACAGGGUCGACCGCUACCGGUCGCACGAUCAUGAAGAAUGCUGCCGACACUAUCAAGAAAGUUACUCUAGAACUGGGUGGAAAAUCUCCAAAUAUCGUCUUUGCCGAUGCCAAUAUCGAUAAAGCUGUCAAAGAUAUUGCUUAUGGAAUCUUCUACAACUCUGGUGAAGUCUGUUGUGCAGGCUCCAGAGUCUACGUCCAGGAUUCUGUCUACGAAGAAGUGUUGGCAAAAUUCAAGGAAUACACAGAAACUUUGAAAGUCGGCGAUCCAUUUGACCAAAACAACUUCCAAGGUGCUCAAACUUCUAAGGCACAAUUGGACAAGAUCCUGAAGUUCGUUGACAUAGGUACCAAGGAAGGUGGCCGUGUCGUAACAGGUGGUACCAGAGUUGGGGACAAGGGAUAUUUCAUUAGACCCACUAUUUUCGCCGACGUCAAGGAGGAUAUGUCCAUUGUGAAAGAUGAAAUCUUCGGACCAGUUGUUACUGUCUCGAAAUUCUCCACUGUUGACGAGGUAAUUAAGCUGGCUAACAACUCGCAGUACGGGUUAGCCGCCGGUAUCCAUACCAAGGAUAUCAGCAAGGCAAUUGAAGUUUCCAACCGUGUCAAGUCAGGUACCAUUUGGAUUAACACCUACAAUGCAUUCCACCAAAGUGUUCCAUUUGGUGGGUUUGGUCAAUCCGGUAUUGGUCGUGAGAUGGGUGAAGCCGCUUUGGAUAACUACACUCAGGUGAAAUCGGUUAGAAUGGCUAUCGACAGAUCCAACCUUUGA